AUGAUAAGUGAUGGUGGACUUGAUAAGAAUCCAUGCUAUAGAAAAACAGUUCAGAUAAUGGUAGAUCACUUUAUUAAGUAUGAUCUUGAUACUAUUAUCAUGGCAUGCUAUGCACUACACCAAAGUACAUCCAAUCCAGUAGAAAGACGAAUGGUGCUCUUAAGCCAUGACUUAGCUGGUAUAAUCAUCUCACAUGAUACCUUUGGAUCAUAUUUGAAUACACAGUUAAAGACAAGUGAUGAAGAAUUGGAAAAACAUAACUUUAAAGCAGCCAAAAAUAUUUUAAAAUCUGUGGGAGAAUACAAUUAUUAA
Messenger RNA from Dentiscutata erythropus, 312 nucleotides. The record is from the annotation of a GenBank genome assembly. NCBI's taxonomy places the organism in Eukaryota, Fungi, Glomeromycota, Glomeromycetes, Diversisporales, Gigasporaceae.